Messenger RNA from Labrus bergylta (ballan wrasse), 1141 nucleotides. RefSeq lists its product as uncharacterized. Lineage: Eukaryota; Metazoa; Chordata; Actinopteri; Labriformes; Labridae. The record is from RefSeq and is a predicted model, not a curated record. Gene Ontology annotation, biological process: regulation of transcription by RNA polymerase II. Gene Ontology annotation, cellular component: transcription regulator complex; nucleus.
CAAGUAAACGACCACAGUCAAGAGGGCACACAUGAGAAGAAGUACCCUCGGACGGUCUCAUCUGAGUAUCACAACAUCAUGGCGGCCUGGACAGAGGCAACAGAGGGCCGUCUGAUCACAAUGAUCCAGGAGAGACCGCCUCUGUUCGACCUCACGGACAAACUGUACUCCAACCGAGUGGUUAAAAUAGCACUGUGGAGUGAGAUCGUAAAUAAAAUGAUCAUAUCAGAGAAAGAGCUCAAGAAGAAGUGGGAGUCUCUGAGGACCCAGUACACCCGCUACAAGAGACUUCCUCCACCUGGAACUUCUGGAGUCCAAAAGACUGGCAGGCAGCAGUGGAUCCUGACCCGGCUGCAGUUUUUGGAGCCUCAUACAAAGAGGAAGGAGACCGCGUCAAAUCUUGCCAUCAGGGAACAUUCACUGGCUGACUCUGACUCGCCCUCUGACGGCGCCUGCAACGAGAACGGGACCAGUGCCCCUCUAGAGGAUCACUGCGCUCCUCUUGAGGAUCACUGCGCCCCUCUUGAGGAUCCCUGCGCCCCUCUAGAUGAUCCCUGCGCCCCCCUAGAAGAUCCCUGCGCCCCUCUUGAGGAUCCCAGCUCCCCUCUGAAGGAGCCCAGCUUCUGCGACGCUACGACAGGGACAUGCGCUCCCCUGGCAGAGUCCACCGUCUGCAGAGAAGACUCUCAGUCGAAGCCGUUGACGAGCACCUCCAGGUCGGCCCCCUCCAGGCCUCGGGCUAAGAGAAGCAGAAGGAUGCCCUACGAGUCUGCCAGCGAGGAGUCGUCUGACGAGUCUGCCAGUGAGGCGUCGUCUAAAAUAUUACUGCGGACAAUCAGAAAAACCUUAGAGUGUCUAGACUCAAAGAAAGAACCGGAUGAAAUCGCGAUAUACUGCAAGAUGGUCGAGAGCAGAAUGCGGAAGUUGCCUCCACAUGUGCUGCCAUAUUUUCAACAUGAGGUGGACAACAGUCUGUUCAAAUACUCAGUGGAGCAGAGCCAUAUCAAAUCAGAAGUGAAAGAUUGAUAUUCUUUGAUUGUAUAUUCUUUUAUUGUAUAUUCUUUUAUUGUAUAUUAUUGUAUAUAUCUUUUAUACCACUAUAUAACCUUGUUAAAGUGACAAUAAAACACUUUGACUUUGA